Gekko japonicus is the source of this 807-nucleotide messenger RNA. Its product is annotated as noggin-1-like. The coding region runs from base 1 to 807 and encodes 268 amino acids. Gene Ontology annotation, biological process: dorsal/ventral pattern formation; osteoblast differentiation; negative regulation of BMP signaling pathway. The transcript has a single exon. Lineage: Eukaryota; Metazoa; Chordata; Lepidosauria; Squamata; Gekkonidae. The record is from RefSeq and is a predicted model, not a curated record.
AUGGAUGCCAGAGCAUGGCUACUCUGCAUGCUGCUUCUGGGGCUGUGGGCCCACAGAUCUCAUCGUACAGGAGCUGUUUCCCUCCCUCAGGAAAGAGACUUGUCCCUAAGCGAAGCAACUCUGCCUCAGGAAAAGAGCCUUGAGAUUGCUCAAUACAAUCCUGACAUCCACCUCAUCCGGAGUAAACCGAGCAACCAAGCAAGACCCUACAGCCUCUCUCUCUCUCCUGAUGACUAUCACUACUCCCCCAAACCCAAGCGUCUACGCACCCCUCGGCUGAUGAAAAUGCUGGGCUCGUCCUUUGACCCCUUCUGGAUGUCUUUUGAGGACCCACGCAGUCGGAACACAAGUCUAGAGGAACUGGGCACCCUGAGUGAGGACCUGACAGAGCGUACAGCCCGACUUAAGAAGAAACUCCUUCAGGAAGCUCAAGGACUCGAUCUUCUGGAGCUGCUGACUUCUGAGGAUGGCAUUCCUCACAACCAGAGCCAAGCUCUCAAACACCGCCUCCAACAGUGGCUCGUGGAUAGUGCUACCUGCCACUUGACCUCUUCAUGGGUGGACCUGGGACCCAUCUUCUGGCCACGCUGGGUACGCCACACAGACUGCGACCCUACGCAUGCAGGCUGCUCUUGGCCUCCCGGUAUGACUUGCCAACAUUCACAGGUCACUCACAUCAAGCUCUUGGCGUGGCAUUGUUGGGCAAGCAAGGAGGAAGCUGUGGUCCCUAGAAAGCCUCCACAGCAAUGUGCCUGGAGGCAGAUCCCUUAUCCUGUGGUGGCUGCAUGCAAGUGUUCUUGCCAAUGA